Messenger RNA from Stomoxys calcitrans (stable fly), 1290 nucleotides. RefSeq names its product tubulin-folding cofactor B (gene TBCB). The record is from RefSeq and is a predicted model, not a curated record. Gene Ontology annotation, molecular function: alpha-tubulin binding; microtubule plus-end binding. The transcript has a single exon. Bases 243 to 965 code for a protein of 240 amino acids. Gene Ontology annotation, cellular component: nucleus; microtubule plus-end; cytoplasm. NCBI's taxonomy places the organism in Eukaryota, Metazoa, Arthropoda, Insecta, Diptera, Muscidae. Gene Ontology annotation, biological process: tubulin complex assembly; cytoplasmic microtubule organization; post-chaperonin tubulin folding pathway.
ACAGCAGUCAUGUAAACAUGACUUAAAUCAAAUUCACAAUCGGACCUUUUAACUUAUGCUAUUCACAUUCUAAAUAAGAUGGUCACCCCAUCUCUGUGAGUCAUCUGUUUUGCGUUUUCAUAGCUAUUGGCAAGCAUAGAAACACGAAAACAAAGGUAUUAAAUUUGUACAAUUUUCAAGUUUUGGUUGUAGGCCCUAAAUAUCCAAUUAUAAAAAGAAGACUUAAUCUAAAAUAAGAAAAGAUGAUUUCAAUCAACAGUUCCGACUUUAUAAAAAUUAAUGUUACAAACUCUAAAACGGACCAUGUUGCAUAUGAAAUCAAAAUUGCCAAAUCAAUAACAGUUGGUGAGCUGAAGCAAAAACUGCAGAUUAUCACCGGUGGCAGUGCCGGCACCAUGAAGGUAGCCCUAUACAAAGGCGAUGAAUUAGUGACAUCCCUUACCGAUGAUACCAUGAUGUUGGGAGCACUACCCAUUGAGAGCAACAUGCGGUUUCAUGUUGUCGACGAUUUUCUGUACGAUGUCCAAGACGAACAAGUUCAAAAAUUCGAAUUACCAGAGGAGCAAUACGACCAAAAGGAGAAUACAGUGCGGAGCUUCUUAAAAAAGAACCGCAUGGGUAAAUAUAACGAAGAGGAACAGAAGAGAGAAGAAGCUAAACGUUUGGAAAAGGAAGCAUUGGAAAAGCAAAAGGCUGAAUUGUGCACAGUUGGUUCUCGCUGUCAGGUAACCGUCAAAGGAUGUCCCACACGGCGUGGUACAAUAAUGUAUAAUGGCUCCCUAGAAGGAAAGACUGGUAUUUUCAUAGGUGUUAAAUACGAUGAACCUUUGGGCAAAAAUGAUGGAUCUAUUCAGGGAAAACGAUACUUUAGCUGUCCCCCAAACUAUGGGGGAUUUGUUGCGCCAUUGGCAGUAGAAGUAGGCGACUUUCCCGAGGAGGACUUUAAUUUGGAUGAUGAAAUUUAAAUCCAAUUAGAUUUACUACCAGUUAAUUGAAGUCACACGCUGAUCUACUUUUUUUACAAAAAUCUUCAGCCAAUUCCUUAUGUGUUAAGAACAUCUAUCUCCCACAAUUCACAUUGUAUCGUAUUAUUAGAAGCGAUAGAGUUAAGCGCGUUUUUUUCCUUUGUUACUAAAACCAUACUUUCAUUUGCUUCUUUUUAAUUAUGGCCUAGCUAAUAAGUUGUAAUACUUAAAUAGUAAUUUAUUUUGGAAUAAUUUUUUUUUUUUACUGCGAAUAAACAUAAAUUGGAUUGAUUUUCUUUAAAUAGUUUUGGAAAAUCCAAUGGAA